AUGGCGAUUGGGAACGGAUGGUGCACUGACUCGGAGAACCAGGCCUAUAUGAACUUACAUGUCAACGAGGACGCCGACCUUAUUCUAGAAUCAUUACUACGAGACAACAAGGGCGUCACGCUUGACACACCACAUGGAGGCUCUCUAGUUGUUCAUGAAGAUGGCCAUACCUAUAACUAUUCAUACGGACCAAGCGGAAUUCCAGGUCUAGUUCGCAAUCGUUAUGCUGUUGCGUGCGCAGCGUUUGCUGGUAUUGGCGGUAUUUCAUUCGGGUAUGACCAAGGCGUUAUUUCCAAUGUCCUCGUGAUGAAUGACUUUGUGACUCGGUGGCCAAUCGGUCCAUGGGAAAAGGGAUUGAUGACUGCUGUUCUCGAACUUGGCGCAUUGUUUGGUGCCAUCACAAGCGGAAUUUUGGCAGAUAAGUAUUGUAGACGUCAUUCCAUUUUCUUCGCAUCCAUUAUUUUCUGCCUUGGUUCGGGGCUUCAAUGCGGGGCGCAGUCGUUGAAUGAUCUUAUCAUUGGGCGGGCAAUUGGUGGCUUCGGAGUGGGGGCCCUGAGCAUGCUUUCGCCGCUUUACAUGGCCGAGAUUAGCUCUCCAGAGCUCCGCGGUUCACUUAUGGCGCUUGAGCAACUCGCUAUCGUCCUUGGAGUCGUUUGGUUUUUGGACAGGUUUUCUUACGAGACACAGUUCGUGUUUCUGUUACGAAUUCCAAUUGUUCUCAUUUGUUGUAUUGGGUUCAUAGUUGCCGGAUCUGCUUCAUGGAGAAUCCCAUUGGCACUUCAGUUCCUUCCAGGUAUCUCGCUCUGCCUCGGAUGCUUUGUUCUACCACCUUCACCCCGCCUGCUGGUGCUCCAUGGCAAAAGACGGACUCUCACGCGAACAUGGACAACCCUCUUUGGCCGGGAGUACGUUAUACGGACUCUUAUUGGCAUCAUGAUCAUGUUCUUUCAACAGUGGAGCGGCAUUAAUGCACUUCUUUACUAUGAUACUGUCACACUUCUUGUUUCAGGUGGGAUCGGAAUUGUCCAAUUUCUUGCAGUUUUCCCGGCCAUCAUAUUUCUCGACCGGUGGGGUGUCGUAAACCCCUUCUCAAAGGUUCUCAUGCUUGUUCUUGAAUCACCUGUGACUCACUGCAAUGACUGGGGAUCGAACACCAUAGCCGCUUGGGUAGCGGUGUUUUGCAUGUACAUAUUUACUGCAGCCUACGGCAUGUCCUUUGGACCUAUUGGUUGGGUUCUUCCUAUCUUGAUUGGUCUGAUCACACCGCCACUGAUGGAGAUGUCUUCUGCCGCGACCUUUAUUAUUUUCGCGUGCGCCUGUUUCGGGGCCUACCUGUGGUCUAAUUAUGUGGUGCCGGAGACGGCAGGUGUUUCUCUCGAAGAAAUGGAUGCAGUAUUUGGUUCUACAGCGGGUCAGGAAGACCGCAAAUGGACAUUCGAGCUGGAACGCGAACUUGGCCUGCACGCCCUGAUUAAGGGUCUCGUCGCUUCAGACGCACUACGCCAAGAGUAA
Messenger RNA from Suillus subalutaceus, 1512 nucleotides. RefSeq lists its product as uncharacterized. The coding region runs from base 1 to 1512 and encodes 503 amino acids. Gene Ontology annotation, cellular component: membrane. Gene Ontology annotation, molecular function: carbohydrate:proton symporter activity. NCBI's taxonomy places the organism in Eukaryota, Fungi, Basidiomycota, Agaricomycetes, Boletales, Suillaceae. Gene Ontology annotation, biological process: carbohydrate transport; transmembrane transport. The record is from RefSeq and is a predicted model, not a curated record. The transcript has 14 exons.